GAAAAUGGGUCAAAAUAAUGUGGAAAUAUUCAACGUAAUAUAGGACACUUUCCUUUAGCGACUUAAGCUGGUUUGUUCGUGUUAAUCCGCAUAAUAUCGAUAUUUAUUUUGAAUUUGACGCGUUGAAGGGUGUGAUUUAAUCCCAUAUAUUUCAUCCGAGUGAAUUUUCGACUUUUUAAAGGUUAAGAGCGACGUAGGACAAACAAAAUGGCCGCAGAAUCUGAUUUAGUAAAUGAGAUUAGCCCUGUUGACUUCAUUCAGUUGCAGGAGUAUUUAGAAUACAGCAGGAUAAAGGUGAAAGAUGCAAUGAAGGAAUUCCAUGCUGGUGGAAAGCUGGUCCAUCACAGGUUUGGAGAUCACAUAGAUGCAACAGGAUUUUCUCUAUUCCUCAUGAAUUAUCUUGAAGUUGAUGAUUUUCCAGCUGAUCUCUGCCAGCGUCUCUACCAGUAUUUCCAAAGAUCUGAGCGGUCUGGUCCUGACCAAAGUCCUCACAGCAAAGAUGGUGGCAUCUCUCUUAAAGCUGUAUCUUGUUACUUUUCCAUAUUGGAGGAUGUAAAUCCACGAGACAAACUAGAAUACACCUUCAAAUUGUAUGAUAAAGAUGACAAUGGACUUCUUGAUAGCAAGGAAGUUGACAAAAUUGUUACACAGAUGAUGCAAGCUGCUGAAUACCUCGGAUGGGAUGUGACAGAACUAAAGCCAGUACUUCAAGACAUGCUGAAAGCCAUAGAUGUAGACAGCAGUGGUACUGUAACCCAUCGAGAAUGGAUACAAGGGGGCUUGAACAACAUUCCUCUACUGGUUCUGCUUGGAUUAAAGGUAGCUGAAAAGGACGGCCAGCAUGUCUGGCGACUGAAGAACUUCAACAGGCCCACAUAUUGCUUUGUCUGUCAAAACUUGAUGUUGGGUCUGCGAAAACAGGGCUUGUCUUGCAAUGUUUGCAAGUACACUGUCCACAGCAGCUGUGCCAACAAAAACCACACACCAUGCGUCAGGACCUUUGUCAGGUCCAAAACAGAGAUAGGGUGUUCAGUUCAUGACUGGAUCAGUGCUGACUGUGAGUCCAACAAAUGUGAGAUUUGCCACAAAAAGAUCAAGAUACUCACAGGAAAGAGCUGUGCGUGGUGCCGCCGCAUGCGCCACAGUGACUGUGUUCCUCUGGGCUCAUCCCAUUGUGACUGUGGGCAAUUACAGCAUCACAUCCUUCCACCAUGGGCCAUAUGUGCUAUGGAUCAAGCUGACUCGGGAAGCAGUCUGGGAGAAAAUUACCUGGUAAACAUGAACUCAGAUGGGCACUUUUUGCAGAUAUUUCCUGUGAAGGACACACACCCUCUCUUGGUGUUUGUAAAUCCAAAGAGUGGCGGAAAACAAGGAAAGAGGGUGUUGAGAAAGUUUCAGUUCCUCCUGAACCCACGGCAGGUAUACAAUCUUGACAAUGGUGGACCAAAUCCAGGGCUCCAGUUCUUUCAAAAUCUUCGUCAAUACAGAAUCCUGGUCUGUGGAGGAGACGGCACUGUCGGCUGGAUUUUAGAUGCAAUUGAUAAAGCUGACAUGGUGAUUCGCCCUCCAGUUGCAGUCCUUCCUCUAGGAACAGGAAAUGAUCUGGCACGAUGUCUGCACUGGGGAGGAGGAUAUGAAGGCAGUGAUCUGACAGAAAUCCUUAAGCAGAUCGAGGAGAGCACACUAGUGCAGAUGGAUCGCUGGAGUUUGCAAGUCAUUCAAGCUGAUCUGGCAGACGAUGGCGACCCACUGCCUAAUGACAUCAUCAACAACUAUUUCUCUAUCGGUGUGGACGCAUCUAUAGCACACCAGUUUCAUGUGAUGAGAGAGAAGGAUCCACAGAAGUUCAACAGCAGAGCCAGAAAUAAGCUGUGGUAUUUUCAACUCGCAACAUCCGAGACCAUUUCAGCUUCCUGCAGGAACCUCAAGGAAUGUCUCAGCAUCGAGUGUUGUGGCAUUCCUGUUGAUCUUAGCAGACUCUCGUUGGAGGGUGUUGCUGUCCUGAACAUUCCCAGCAUGCACGGCGGUUCAAACCUGUGGGGAGAAACAAAGAGUGUUGAGAGACUAAAGAAGUGGCAAGAGGUCACUGUUGAUGCUGAUGCUCUUGAGAUGUGCUCACAGGACAUGAAUGAUAAACUCCUAGAGGUUGUUGGGCUGGAGAGCGUCGUGGAAAUGGGUCAGAUUUACACGGGCUUGAAGAGUAAAGCACAUCGUCUGGUUCAGGCUGCUCACGUCACUAUCAGAACAUAUAAAACUCUGCCCAUGCAGAUUGAUGGAGAGCCGUGGAUGCAGCCGCCAUGUACAAUCUACAUCACACACAAAAAUCAGGCUAAUAUGUUGAUGGCUCCAUCUGCUAAAACACUGGGAUUCUUCCUCAAGUGAAACCGAAGCUUGAAGAUAAAGAUGUGAAGGACAAUAUAUUUUAGAACAUUAUACUAUAAUAAAUUGCUAUAAGAUUCUUUUUUUUUUUUUAAUAAAAAAAUAUUUUACUUUUUUCUUGCCUUCAUUACACUAGGCUUGUGUUCAGUUUUAGAGCUAAUUUGGUUGACACAUACUAAAUGAUGUAUUUUCUGUUAAGAAAAUCCAAGUUGCCUAUGUUACAGAAAUAAUACUAGUACCUUGCAAAACGGGAUUAUGAUUUUGUGAUUGGUAAUGCUUUUCAACAUGGCUGUAUUACAUUCUAAAUUAUAUGUGAGUUGUCCCUUCGGAGCAAACUUUUACGAGUCUUUGUUCUGUAGCAAGAUAUUAGCAUAAAACAUUGGAUUGGAUGCAUGAGAGAAGAACCUUCUAGAUUCUUAUAAUA
This is a messenger RNA of Ctenopharyngodon idella (grass carp), 2803 nucleotides long. It is a transcript of the gene dgkab, whose product is annotated as diacylglycerol kinase, alpha b. Gene Ontology annotation, cellular component: plasma membrane. The record is from RefSeq and is a predicted model, not a curated record. Gene Ontology annotation, molecular function: ATP-dependent diacylglycerol kinase activity; calcium ion binding. The transcript has 24 exons. Gene Ontology annotation, biological process: diacylglycerol metabolic process; intracellular signal transduction; lipid phosphorylation. NCBI's taxonomy places the organism in Eukaryota, Metazoa, Chordata, Actinopteri, Cypriniformes, Xenocyprididae. Bases 208 to 2382 code for a protein of 724 amino acids.